AUGUCAAAGUUUGCGACUGGGGUAACGGUUAUCACCACGCUCGACCCGUCGGGCACUCCCCACUCGAUGACGGCCAACGCGUUCACUUCGGUUUGCCUGGAUCCGCCGACUCUUCUCGUAUGUGUGGCCCAUAACACCAUCACCUACGGGUACGUAGAAGCGCAACAACGCAUCGGCGUCAACGUGUUGCGCGAGGAGCAGGAAGAGCUUGGCCGGUACUUCGCCCGCCGCCCUGAGCAGCGGGAAGGUAACCCGGACUAUUCGUACACCAUGGGAACCCACAACGUGCCCGAGCUCGACGGUUCCAUGGUCUUCUUCAAUUGCGACAUCGUCGGCUCACACGUUUACGGCGACCACACCAUCUACGUGGGCGAAGUGCAGGAGAUGAAAAGCGGCGAUGGCGACGCCAACCCAUUGAUGUUCUACGACAGUCACUGGUACCAUCCCGCCCACGAAUAA
This is a messenger RNA of Geodia barretti, 459 nucleotides long. The record is from the annotation of a GenBank genome assembly. NCBI's taxonomy places the organism in Eukaryota, Metazoa, Porifera, Demospongiae, Tetractinellida, Geodiidae.